Octopus sinensis (East Asian common octopus) is the source of this 1546-nucleotide messenger RNA. RefSeq names its product protein FAM78B-like. The record is from RefSeq and is a predicted model, not a curated record. Lineage: Eukaryota; Metazoa; Mollusca; Cephalopoda; Octopoda; Octopodidae. The transcript has 3 exons. The coding region runs from base 255 to 1394 and encodes 379 amino acids.
GCUCUUCCCUCCUCAACCAAUUGUUGACGUGUUUUUUUUUUUCUCUCUUUUAGUCAUUCCCAUCUGUUUUACUCUGUCUUUCACAAGCAUACACACACACACGCAUAUACCACGUACAAACUUAGCAUGUGUUUAACAAGCUUGCGGUUAGCUGGAAGACUUUGUUUGUUUCAGUUCGCUUACCAUAUAUUUUUUAUACAAACAUCUAUCAUCUCAUUUCUCAUACUUGUUGCUUCACUUUUUCUACGAAAGAUAUGCUGACCGCUGGCAAUGUGGAAACCAAACUGAACGACUCCCACGAUAAUAACACAACAUCUUGUUCUGUCUUGCUUGUCCUAAAGAAUGCGUUCCAUUCUUGUGUACCGUUUUCGAAAUUAAAGUUAUUAGUAGAGAAAAAUGGGUCGAAAAACACUUCUCCGCCAGAGAUAGCGACUGUUUACGCGAAUUUUGAACUUUUUAAAUCUGGUCUGACUACAACUAUUAAUGACGGCGGUGAUAGCUGCAAUGGUGCUACUUGCGGUUAUAAUAAUGGUUAUGAUGAUUAUUAUAGUGAAGCCGUCCCACAUCCACAUGUAUCCAUCGGAAAAGUUAAAGAAAGUAGGAUACGGUUAUUAAACAUUGAAGCCGGGAUUGAAAACGUUCCGACGAAAAUCGAUGAGAGUUCUUCUAGUGUUAUUAAAUAUCGCACGCCAAACUUCAGAGCUAGUGCUACAGUCCAAAUGGCUCCAAGUAUGCGUUCAGAGUCAUGGAAAAUUGGAUGGAUCCAGGCUUGUACCAAAAUGAUAUUUCGGAAUACCUACAGUAAUGAAGGAUUUACAAGUUGGGAAUUCCAAGAACUAACCAGCAAUAAACAGCCAAUGAUUAGUGACUGCGAUGGUUGUUAUUAUCCAUGGUAUGGUGCUCGAGAUGAAACGGUUGUUUUUCAUUGCCCUUCAUUAAAAACACAGGAAACUACACUAGUAAUGAAUGACAAUUUCCAUCCACAUGUAACGUGGCGAAACCCAGCCAAUGAAAACCAAAUAGAACCAAAUCUCACCAAUAUCAUUCGCAACCAAAGUUUCUAUGUUUGGUUGCUUGCAUGGAACAUGACCACAGGAAAAUCUUACAUCCUGAUGAACAUAUACUGGACUAUGAACUUAGAAAUUGUUGUUGACCCACACAAGAAGCUUGGCGAACGUGCCAAGUUAGUCAGCCCUCAAUUCCCAGAACAGCCUAUUAUCCUCAAAGAGAAAAUACCAAUACCUCGUUGUGCUCUUUCCCCACCGAAUGCAAACAGUGCCCAGAGACUGGUGUGGAACCCAAAACGGGGUCGGCCUGUUGUGAUUAUCCCCCCUGUAUGGAACAGUAAAAAAUCGGCAGAGAGUCAGAUACAAAAACAUGACAGUAAAUUAUGAUGAACUGCUGAUUAUAUAUUUACAUACAUACAUAACUUACAUUCAUACAUGCAUGCAUAUAUAUGUAUAUAUAUAUUUCUAUAUAUAUAUAUAUAUAAUACACAUAUACAUAAAAACAUAUGUAUAUAUAGAGAGAGAGACAUAUACAUACA